Molecule: messenger RNA, 299 nt
Organism: Anolis sagrei ordinatus
Lineage: Eukaryota; Metazoa; Chordata; Lepidosauria; Squamata; Anolidae
Product: small serum protein 2-like
Source: RefSeq, a predicted model, not a curated record
AUGGUAGAUGGCAAGUGGGUACUUCCAGAUGAAUGUUUUGACAGUUCUGAUGGGACAAGUCAUCCUAUUGGGUCUACCUGGAAUUCAUCUCAUUGCCUGAGAUGCUCCUGUUGGGAUACUGGAAUACACUGCUGUACUAGGUAUGGUCCUAUGGGCAGACCAGGGUGCAAAGCAAUUUUGGAUUGGGAAACCUGUGAAUAUAAGUUCUACAAACUGGAGGACCUCUCCCAGCCAUGUUCCCCUUAACAACAUCCUUUCACUUUCGAUGUAUUUCAGAAUCACCAAACCUAUAUUUUUGG